AUGAGCUUCUUUUCGUUUGGCGAUUUCCCCGCCAUUCAGACCCGCAAGGCUUUGCUGCUUCUGGACUUUCAAAACGACUUUGUCCGCCCCGCUGGCGCCCUCCAUGUUCCCAACACGGCUGAUAUCCUGGAAAUCCUCCCGCCAUUAGCUGCAGCGUUUCGCCGCUCUGGCGAUGUGAUUUGGGUGCGCUCGCAGUAUGAAUCUCCACAGCCGACAGAAGAUUGGAACUUUGGGGAUCGUGUCGUCUUGGAGAAGGGCCCGCCGAAGCCAGCACCCAUGCCCACCUCUGAUGUGAUCGAGGUCUCGUCGGACCGAGACUCACCAGAGCCUGUGGAUAGCGAGGCUUUCCUGUCCGGUCGAUCGGCUAAAUGCUGCGCCGCGCAAUCGCCUGGAUUUCAAUUCCCCGCACCAGUCCUCGCUGCUAUCGAUGCCAAUCGUGAUACCGUGCUUGACAAGACGGGGUACUCCGCACUGGAGUCGGAUGGUCUCGUGCUAUCGUUUCGCACGCGCUUUGUGACCGAGAUCUAUUUAUGCGGCUCGCUAUCGAAUGUCUCCGUCUAUGCGACGGCCCUCGAUGCCGUGCGCAACGGCUUCUCGGUAACACUCGUCGAAGAUUGCCUGGGGUAUCGGGACUUCCAGCGGCACCAAGAAGCUAUGCGCCGCAUGGCAGACAUUCUGGGAGCAGCGGGGAUCACGGCACAAGAGUUGAACCAAGAGCUGGAGUGGCAGGAAACCGAUGAUAUCGCCCGACAAAACAGGACGCAGCCACCCAGACGAACGACCACUACGGGUGCUCCCGUGGGCAUCGAGGAUAUCAUGGACAGUUUGGAUGUCAUGCCCGUGGACUCCAUUCCAGAGGAGGCUACGGAUGAAGAUAACUACAGUUUGACGCAAAUUGCCGCGCAAACGCGAGCGCAGAGGCUCGCAGCCGCCUCAAAUCGAGUGCCGGUUGAAGCGAAGAAGCACCAAGUUCGUGCACGAGUGCGUCGCCCCAAGCGUCGCGAACCUACACCUGAUGUAGGCACUGGAGAAGAACCUGCCAAAGAGGCCUCUGAUGACAGGCUUGGAGAAGGUGAUUCCCGCAUUAUUCCAGAGAUCGAUCUGCCUUCUGACGCCUUUGAACGUAUUCGGGCGGAGGUGUCCUGGCAGAAGAUGUACCACAUGUCCGGCCAGGUGCCUCGACUUGUGGCUGUCCAAGGUCAUAUCAAGCCCGAUAGCUCCAUUCCUAUCUACCGGCACCCCGCAGACGAAACUCCACCAUUGAAACCCUUCACGCCGGCCGUUGACCAAGCGCGCAUCCUGGUCGAGCAAAUCCUCGGCCAUCCUCUCAACCAUGUCCUUAUCCAACUUUACCGUGACGGAUCAGAUUCAAUUUCCGAGCAUUCUGACAAGACUCUCGAUAUCGUUCGUGGGUCCUUCAUCUGUAAUGUCAGCCUGGGUGCGGAGCGUGUCAUGACGCUUCGUACGAAAAAGUCAGCCUUCGAGUCUUCUGAAGGGGCCGAAUCAGGUCGUCUCAAACAACAAAUCCCACUGCCUCAUCGAUCUCUCUUCAUUCUGGGUGAAAGGACCAAUAUGCGCUGGCUGCAUGGCAUCCGACCUGACAAACGCGCCGCAUCCAUCAAAUCCCCAGCGGAACAAGCCUUUGGUGGCGAGCGCAUCUCCCUGACUUUCCGACACAUUGGCACAUAUCUCAACCAAAACACGAAUACCAUCUGGGGACAAGGCGCCGUCAGUAAAUCACCUGAUACGGCGCGGCCUGUGAUUCAUGGUGAACCCACAGAAACCGAGCGACUCAUCCGCGCGUUCGGUCAGGAGAAUCGGGCGACUGAGUUUGACUGGGAUGCCUUUUAUGGAGCUGGGUUUGAUGUGGUGAACUUUGUCACUACAUCUUCAUCACAAUUAGUGCUCAGUGGAGACCCGGUUGCGGAUCUACGAGUGCAGCUAGCCUUGGGUGAAAAUGGUCUUCGAUAUGAAAUCGUCGACAGCUCCGAGCCCCACACUGGUGACAAUUUAAACCAACGACCACUGUAUAUAGACUCGGAUGGAAGGACGAUUGCCGGGAAUGUGGCCAUCUUGAUGCAAUUGGCCGAGCGACCAGCGGACUCAAUACGGCCGGGGGUGGAACCUCUGCGAGGUGGCAAUGAACUUGAAUGGAUUGAAGGUUUCCUCGGAAGAUGGCGUGAGCAUCGUGCCAGCAACCCUGGUGCGCCAUUCGAAACCAACCUGGAUGACUGCGAACGUGCACUAGAAGGAAGGCAUUAUCUUGGAGGCUCGGCGUUCAGCAUCGAUGAUUGCUCCCUCUGGCCAGUGCUGCGCGAGAUUAGAAACGAGGCAUCGUGA
Messenger RNA from Penicillium subrubescens, 2340 nucleotides. Its product is annotated as isochorismatase family protein family. The record is from RefSeq and is a predicted model, not a curated record. The coding region runs from base 1 to 2340 and encodes 779 amino acids. Gene Ontology annotation, molecular function: dioxygenase activity. The transcript is spliced from 2 exons. Gene Ontology annotation, biological process: DNA repair; DNA alkylation repair. Gene Ontology annotation, cellular component: nucleus. NCBI's taxonomy places the organism in Eukaryota, Fungi, Ascomycota, Eurotiomycetes, Eurotiales, Aspergillaceae.